Drosophila bipectinata is the source of this 799-nucleotide messenger RNA. RefSeq names its product trypsin alpha-4-like. The record is from RefSeq and is a predicted model, not a curated record. Lineage: Eukaryota; Metazoa; Arthropoda; Insecta; Diptera; Drosophilidae. Gene Ontology annotation, biological process: proteolysis. Gene Ontology annotation, molecular function: serine-type endopeptidase activity.
AUGUUCUUACACUGCGGACUUCUCCUGAUCUUCAGCGCAACUCGUAUUUCCGCCGGAUGGCUUCCGGUUCGGAUUGCAGGAGGAUACUCCGUGAACAUAUCCUCGGUUCCUUGGCAAGCUUCUGUGCAAAUAGAUGGUAAACAGAUAUGUGGUGGAUUCAUACACAGUGAAGACACAAUUAUAACGGCUGCCCACUGCCUGAGGGGCACACCUACUUCUUCUGUUUUCGUGAGAGUGGGCACGGCGGACUUAGAUAAAGGUGGGCAAGUGGUGGCUGUAUCAAAAAUCAUAUGUCAUGAGGAUUUUAAUGAGACCACAGUAGCCAAUGAUAUUGCAGUUCUUCAUUUGAACUCUAGCCUCCUUAUGGGAGAAGAUGUCCGGGCCAUUCCACUGGCGGACGAGCCACCCCGACCCGGAGCUCGUGCUCUGGUUAGUGGAUGGGGACUCGUGGGCUUGAAUUUAUUAAAGUCCAAGGUUCUUUUGGCUGCUGAUCUACAAAUUGUGGAUCAUGAGCAUUGUAAUAAAGACUACCAUGGAAUGAUUAAAAAUGUCAUGAUUUGUGCCUCUACUCCCGGAAAGAAUGCCUGUAGUUAUGAUUCCGGCGGUCCUCUGGUUUCCGGUGGAAAACUUGUGGGCAUUGUAUCGUUCGGCAUCUCAUGUGCAUCCAAAGGAUAUCCCAACCUUCCAGAUGUCUACGCCAAUGUGGCUGAGCUAAGGCCAUGGAUUCUGAAAGCAGCUGAAAGAGUUUAAAAAUAAAGUUAUAUGAAUAAAGUAACAAAACACACAUGCAUAUACAUAU